GGGUGGACCAGACCAGACCUGCGCGUAAACAGUCCCCACGACGCAUAGCCAGUGCGCUCGUCUUUCACUGGAUUCACUGUGUCCCGCUCUUGACUUUAGACUCACACUUGACUCAGCAGCAGCAGCGAUCAUGUCCCGAUUCGUCGCUCGUCUCUUCGUUGUUGCAGCCAGAUCCGUGGCGGCACCGAGGAGGAUCCCGGUGCUCAUCAUCCGUCCUGUGUCCACAUGUCACGGUCUGCACUCCCUCACCCGUUACGAUGAGACCACAGACUGGCAAAAGAAACUCACCCCGGAGCAAUAUGUGGUCACCAGAGAGAAAGGGACGGAGUUGCCCUUUAGUGGGAUCUAUCUGAACCAUUCUGAAGUGGGGAUGUACCACUGUGUUUGCUGUGAUUCUCCACUCUUCAGUUCAGAGGCUAAGUAUGACUCUGGGACAGGCUGGCCAGCAUUCAAAGAGGCUCAUGGCACAUGGGAGCGGGAUGAAAGCCAUGCCUCCAUCUUUCGUCGCCCUGACAACAGCCUGGGUAGUGCUGGGACAGAGGUCCUUUGUAAAAACUGUGACGCCCAUCUGGGACAUGUCUUUGAUGACGGACCAGACCCAACAGGUCAGCGGUUCUGCAUCAACAGUGCAGCCCUUAUGUUUAAAUCCAGAGAAAACAACAAAUGUGAGGGAAACUGCACGGACCACUGAAAACACACUGCCAUAUGUUUCAUCGUCAGUCGAGGGAAAAUCAAGGCCCAGAGUUUUCAGAGAGACGUAAUUUAAGUGUUUUGACCAUUGCAGGUCAGGAGGUGAGAAUUUAAAUCUUAGUUUUGGUGUAAAUAAAAUUCCAUUUGCUAAAUAUAUUUUUUAUUGUAUGAAAAUCCCACCAAUUGUUUUUGUCUUUUUAUUGUUUUCUAAUUUGUGUGUAAAUUAUCAACUUGAUAUGUCAGUGUGGGACAUAGAGGCCAAUCAAUUGAUGUAAAAAAAUGUCAGCUUAAAUAUAAAUAUUUGAUUUGUCUGAAGAAUGUCACAAUACACAUGUAGAGAUUGCAAAACAUGGAAAGUUACGAUAUUGUUGCUUUGGUGCCACAUGUACAAAUCCAAAUGUGUUGUCUGUU
Messenger RNA from Paralichthys olivaceus (Japanese flounder), 1101 nucleotides. It is a transcript of the gene msrb2, whose product is annotated as methionine sulfoxide reductase B2. Gene Ontology annotation, cellular component: cytoplasm. Gene Ontology annotation, molecular function: peptide-methionine (R)-S-oxide reductase activity. Gene Ontology annotation, biological process: protein repair; response to oxidative stress. Lineage: Eukaryota; Metazoa; Chordata; Actinopteri; Pleuronectiformes; Paralichthyidae. The record is from RefSeq and is a predicted model, not a curated record.